This is a messenger RNA of Drosophila obscura, 1467 nucleotides long. Its product is annotated as ras-related protein Rab-39B. The transcript has 2 exons. The coding region runs from base 281 to 937 and encodes 218 amino acids. Gene Ontology annotation, biological process: Rab protein signal transduction. Gene Ontology annotation, cellular component: Golgi membrane. NCBI's taxonomy places the organism in Eukaryota, Metazoa, Arthropoda, Insecta, Diptera, Drosophilidae. Gene Ontology annotation, molecular function: GTP binding; GTPase activity. The record is from RefSeq and is a predicted model, not a curated record.
CACAAUCACAGUUUUUGUUAGAAAAAAACAAAACAAAGUCACGGCAGCUAAAUAUUUUGUAGUAUAUUUAUAAUUGACGAUUAACCCGAGCAUCGAAACGUUAAUUAGCUAUAAAUAAAGCAAGUGUGCACCAGUAGCAGUGCAGUAAUCUAGUUCCGGUGCGAAGAAAAGAGGCAUGGGCUGGCCCCAACACCACUGACCAAACAACAAGGACGACAACAUAAUUUGCGUGUUAAACCCGAAGAUUAGAAACACACAAAGGGCCGUUGCACCAGUCAAUAUGGUCGAGCCCAUUUUUGAGUAUCAAUUCCGCCUGAUACUCAUUGGCGACAGCACAGUGGGCAAGAGUUCGCUGCUUAAAUUCUUUACAGAUGGAAAAUUUGCCGAGCUCUCGGAUCCGACAGUGGGCGUGGACUUCUUUGCCCGCCUCAUCGAGAUGAAGGAUGGAACACAAAUCAAACUACAGCUGUGGGACACAGCCGGCCAGGAGCGUUUCCGCUCCAUCACAAAAUCCUACUAUCGCAAUUCCGUCGGCGUUCUGCUCGUCUAUGAUAUCUCGAAUCAUGCCAGCUUCGAGCAUAUACCACUGUGGAUGAUGGAGGCGCAGCGUCACAUCGAGCCGCACCGACCCGUCUUUGCGCUGGUUGGCUGCAAGCUGGACCUCAUCAAUGCGGGCGGCCACCGCGAAGUGUCCACAGAGGAGGCGCAGACGUUUGCCAAACAACAUGGCCUGCAUUUCGUUGAGACUUCCGCGCGCACCGGAGCCAAUGUGGAGGAGGCUUUCCGCAUGGUCACCCAAGAGGUGUACGCCCGGAUUCGAUCCGGCGAGUACAAGGCGGAGGAUGGCUGGGACGGCAUCAAGGCCGGCUUUGCGACGCCCAACAGUCUCGACUUCAAUCUCGUUGUGGCCGAGCCGGAGAAAUCCUCCUGUUGUUGAUUCGUUUUUUUUUUGUUUGUUGGGUCCCUUUUGAAUGUUUUGUUUGUCCACCCAGCGAUAGAGGUUUUUAUUUAAUUUUUUUUCUGUAUGUUUCUUCCAUAGUUUAUUAUUUGUCUCUUGUUAAUUAUUGUUUUGUCGAAUUCUUUUGUGUGGACUGUCCAUCAUUGAUCCACCACCGUAGGCACUCUUAAAACUAUCUAAUUUAGCUGAGAAACCAAAUCAUUAAUUCGUUACCUUAAUAUGCAAAACUAAUUUUAGUUUCUAGUUUCGUUUUUAAGCAAACGACAUAAUUGGGUUGUUCUUUAGUGACCCCCCCGCCCUGGGACUAGUAGAAUUAUUUUGUGAGCCCCCCCAAAUACAUUAAUAUUGGAUCCAAGUCAUUCGGAAAAGGGUCUGUUCAGCUUUACACAUACGUAGCAGAGCUCCUGUGCUCCGGAAAUCAUACAUAGGCAUAGGCUCUAUAUACACGAAAGAAAAGCUAUACAUAAUACUAUACUUAACUUGAAAUAUACAAGUUUUUAUUAAUACGA